Molecule: messenger RNA, 634 nt
Organism: Drosophila bipectinata
Lineage: Eukaryota; Metazoa; Arthropoda; Insecta; Diptera; Drosophilidae
Product: small VCP interacting protein
Biological process (GO): positive regulation of autophagy; negative regulation of retrograde protein transport, ER to cytosol; negative regulation of VCP-NPL4-UFD1 AAA ATPase complex assembly
Cellular component (GO): endoplasmic reticulum membrane
Source: RefSeq, a predicted model, not a curated record
UGUCAAAACAAAGUGGAAAAGAGAGCAUAGUGGAAAACAACGCAAAACAAAUUUGUGAAGCCAUAUUUUUUGCAAACAAAAUAGAUUAAAGUUUUUAUUUAUUCAAUCAUGGGAAUAUGUCUCUCCUGCUGCGGCCAAAGCGCCGAGGAAACAAACCUCAUGCCAUCGCAGGAUGAGCGACGGCAGCAGCAGUUAGAGGCAGCGGAAAAGCGUCGCCAGGAAAACGAGUCCAGGGGCAUAAAAAAUGUAGACAGUGUACGGCGACAGCAGCAAAGGGCUGAGGAUCUGGCACGUCGCGAGGAGGAGGCCGCCCGACAGGGUCAAGGUCAAUCAAACCUAAGAUGGCAAACGAGCUAAAAGAGAACCAGAAGCUGCCAUCGAUAUUCUGUGGCGAUGGCUUGGAAAGCAGCUAUCACCUCCUGAUAAUUGUCAUGCACUUGGCAUUUUACAUUUAUCCGUAUUUUUACUGUACUGUAUAUACACUUUGUUUUAGAUCUUUGAUCUUGUCUACUGUUUAUAAAUUCCACCUUAAUAGCACUCUCAGAGUUUUCUAGCAAGCGCGAUGUCUGUGAAUCGAAAUUUUCUACCAAAUAAUAAAAGACCAAAUUGUUGUCAGUGAUGAAAACCUUAAAAA